AUGCGCUCCUCGAUUACUGCCGCAACGGCGCUCCUCGCCGCCAUGGUCUCUGCCCAUGGCAACGUCGUCUCACCUCCCGCUCGUGAGCCUGGUGCGGCGAUGGCUGCAGCCUGCGGACAGGCAAAUGUCCAGACCGUCACAGAAGACCCUACCAUCCCGCUUGAGGAUCUCGUCAACCCUCCUGCAACCUGCCAAGUGGACCUCUGCCGCGGCGCAAAGUUCGAGGACAACAAGGCCAACGUUCAGACCUUUACCCCAGGCCAGGUCGUCAACAUGAAGGCCGAGAUCCCGAUUCCCCACGAGGGCCCCAUGAACGUCUCCAUCGUAGACACCGCCACGAACAAGGUCAUUGGCGAGCCGCUCAUCGUAUUUGACAGCUAUGCAGACGAAAACUUGGCGGAGCUGCCUGCAAACAACACUAACUUCAACAUCACCAUGCCUUCCAACCUCCCGGCUGGCACAUGCGCCGAGGGCGGCGCGUGUGUGGUACAAUGGUUCUGGUUCGGCACCAACGCGAAGCAAACAUACGAGAGCUGCGUGGACUUUGUGAUGGCUUAG
Colletotrichum graminicola M1.001 is the source of this 558-nucleotide messenger RNA. RefSeq lists its product as uncharacterized. The record is from RefSeq and is a predicted model, not a curated record. NCBI's taxonomy places the organism in Eukaryota, Fungi, Ascomycota, Sordariomycetes, Glomerellales, Glomerellaceae. Bases 1 to 558 code for a protein of 185 amino acids. The transcript is spliced from 2 exons.